AUGAAAACACGGCGGCGGCAGUACGUCUCGGAAGAUCUUCUAACCGUCUCUCGGCGGCGACAGAACGUCUUGGAGGAUCUUCAAACCGUCUCCCCGCGCAAUAAACGAUCCUCAACCUUAGCGAACAAAGGAGAAAACUCAGCUGAGUCGAUCCCGAUUGAUCUCAUUAUCGAGAUACUCUUGAAACUGCCGGUGGCAUCCAUUGCGAGUUGUCGUUGCGUAUCGAAGCUAUGGGACUCCAUGAUUCGCCUUCCACAUUUCACAGACUCGAUAUCGGCCAGAUCAAAGCUCUUGUUCGCGUGCAAAAGAUACGGUAACAUGUGCUUCUUUUCGUCAUCUCAGCCUAAAAUUCCGGAUGAGAACUCGUCUCCUAUAGCCGCCGAUUAUCAGUUGAGUUUCAAAUUUUGUGGUGAUGCUAGGAAACUUUCUCGUCCUGUUCAUGGACUGAUCAUUCUUAAGUACUAUAAGAAGGGAACGAAGGAGAGGGUGAUGGAGAUAUGCAACCCUAGCACAGGGCAAUCCUUAACCCUACCGAAAGUGAAGACAGUGAGGAUUGAUGUAUACAGCUUUUUUGGGUAUGAUCCGGUUGAUAAAAAAUUCAAGGUCUUGUCAAUGACAAAGUUAAGGUCUGGAAGAAACAGGAGGACAACGGAGCACCAUCAAGUUCUGACAUUAGGAGGAACUGGGAAACUGUCAUGGAGAAUGAUUGAUUGUAGCUUACCCCAUUAUCCUCUAUGUGAUGGGAUAUGUAUCAAUGGUGUUUUGUAUUAUAAAGCUGAGGUCGACAGGUUUCAUAGCAGUUAUGGGAUAGUUUGCUUUGAUAUUAGGUCUGAGAAGUUCGAGUUUAUCGAAAAACAACUCUUGCCAUCUAAGUUGUUAAACUACAUGGGUAAAUUAGCUAUACUCAAAUGGGACGAUGAUUUUAAGAUGGUAAGAAGUAAUAGUUUGGAGUUGUGCGUCCUUGAAGAUGCCAAGAAACAUGAAUGGUCGACGCGUACCUUCGUGCUGCCCGCUUUGUGGAACGAUGUAGUUGCAGAUGUUACGUUGGACAUUGUUGGAGUCACCAGAGGAGGUGAAAUCGUCUUCUCUCGAUUACAUUCGUCCGACCUUUUAUUCCUUAUCUACUACAAUCCCGAGAGAAGCACUCUUACAAAAGUUGAUAUCCAAGGAAUGGAUGCGUUUCAGCAUUGCAUAGUUCACACUUUUCUAGAUCAUGUAGAGAAUGUGAAGCUUGGUGGAGUGUUUGGGACAACAUAA
Molecule: messenger RNA, 1257 nt
Organism: Microthlaspi erraticum
Lineage: Eukaryota; Viridiplantae; Streptophyta; Magnoliopsida; Brassicales; Brassicaceae
Source: the annotation of a GenBank genome assembly